Exophiala oligosperma is the source of this 1760-nucleotide messenger RNA. RefSeq lists its product as uncharacterized. Lineage: Eukaryota; Fungi; Ascomycota; Eurotiomycetes; Chaetothyriales; Herpotrichiellaceae. The transcript is spliced from 2 exons. Bases 1009 to 1392 code for a protein of 127 amino acids. The record is from RefSeq and is a predicted model, not a curated record.
CCCCAUCCGACCAUUUUUGCUUCGUUUAAAGACCUCAUGAUCCGAGACAAGGCAAACUUUUGCUGAUGGUCUUCCUUGCCCAGCCGGCCUUUUUGUUUCUCUUCUUCCCCCCUCUACUCCAUACAUACGAGAAAGUGUUAGUAAGUCUCAUCAAAGUGUUAUCCUCAUCGGGACUCGAUCGUUGCCCAAACGACCACAGCGUCAAGGCGUACGGACCCAGUCUUUCAAUGUCUCCUUCAGCCUCAAACCCCGAGCUGCAUGUUUUCGGUCAAGAAAGAAACCAAGGCCCUUCAAGGACCAGCAUCACACUCUUCAAAGGGCAUCAUGUGUCGCGACCCGGUAGGUGAGAAUACAAUGGGUCCAACAAUUGUCUUCAUGUGGGCGUCUCUGGACCUACUAACUACCUCUGGCAGAGAAAGGGCAACAACUUUUUCCCACCCCACGCGAGCCGCAAUUCGCAUGCAGACAUGUUACAUCACGUCCCUGGAGAACAACCUUACGUGAGUAUACUUCAAGACUCGGACUGAACACUAGAAAAAUUCACCGGUGAGCCAAUGCUCUUAAUUUUCGAGGCACCACUAGUUAGCCAUGUUGACUACGUGUGUGCCGGACAAAGUGCAGGUGCAGGUGCAUGUGCAGGUUGCAAAAAUGUGACACUUGUCAUGUGGUUGAGACAACAAACAUGUCGGUCCAAAUGUGUCGGGAGGGAACUCGUCACAUUCCAGCCCGGCCAAGCAGCCCCAGCCACCAGCCUUACCCGACCGUGUUUUGUGGCAGUUGAGAUUGGAUCGGAUUUUGAUUGCAAUGCAAUCCAGUGGGAAUAUCACAUCAUUGUCUGAACGAGUCAUGCUGAUUGUAUGACGACGUGGCUAACCUGUCAAUCAAUGCACGACACUAAAAGGGGGACAAGAAGGCAAACUUUUUCGGAAGAGGAGGAGGUGGAGGUAGAGGUCAGGCACUCACUUGUGUACGUGGUGAGAGGGCAUUGCUCGCGAACCGUGUCCCUGUAUGAUUGUGAGCGAGAUGGGUAAACAAUUGACCACAACAUUGACUGGGUUAGCAGGUAGGUUGAAAGAGAGAGAGGCAGAUGUGAGUGCUGGGAGAGGAGGAGGAGGAGGAGGAGGAAGGUCCCGUUCGAAGCCUGGUCCUGUUUCUGAAGAUUUUGGGCUUUUUUUACACACAGUAUUUCUUGGACGGUGUCACUCCUGUACGCGAGUCGCUGUCCAACCCUCUAUAAUUCUUCCCCUACCACAAGAGGCGUUUGUGGUACUGUAUAUUGGUGCCUGUCCCAAUCUACGUGGACCGAUGAUUCACGGUUUUGCUCCAAGAAAAACUUCUCUCGAGCCAAAGAAUGACAAAUCAGACUUUACCCUGGGUCUCUUACUCUGGUAGUAGUCAAGACGGGCACGAAGAGAUUGGGAGAACAGAGGCCUGGGGGGAAAACUCUACAAAGCUUCCAGUUUGAAGAAGAAGAAAAAUUCCUCUACGAAACUCACGAAUUCAAUAAGAUACACAAGUCGCAUCCGCAAAACUCCUUGGAAAAGGACUUGUCUCUGUUCAACGGGUCUCAAAAAAAAAGAACACUCAAGCAGACCGCAGUAAGUGUCCGAGGGCAUGGAGAUGGAAAGACAGGUUCCAGCCCAACAACGCCUCACGCAAUCGAUAAUGGGGCAUACUGCUGAUCAGCCAAGUCAGGUAGUUUGUACAUAGUCGACGGAUCAAAGGUCCAAGUUCAAGCGUCGGUUUCUCAUCUAGUGUUA